This is a messenger RNA of Oryza brachyantha (malo sina), 2526 nucleotides long. Its product is annotated as VIN3-like protein 2. Gene Ontology annotation, molecular function: protein binding. Gene Ontology annotation, biological process: epigenetic regulation of gene expression; vernalization response. The record is from RefSeq and is a predicted model, not a curated record. The coding region runs from base 256 to 2142 and encodes 628 amino acids. Lineage: Eukaryota; Viridiplantae; Streptophyta; Magnoliopsida; Poales; Poaceae. The transcript has 5 exons.
GAGACUCCUUCCUGGCGCCGGUGCCGCGACCCCCGAGCCGUCUCCUCGCGAGUUCGCCCCCCUGCGGCACCGACUCACCUCGCCGUCGCGUCGAUCUCCAUCUCGCCAGCAGCAGUGCCGGCCGUCUGCUGCCUCCUCCGCAUCCUCGCUCGCUGGGUAGGGAGGUUUUCUCUAUUACCAGUGUUUGGAUUUCCUCGAGGCAAAUGAGCUUUCACGGGUGGGUGUAGUGAGAAAGUCCUGUUUUCAGGAUUUGUGAUGGAUUCAGGAAAACGUAAUGGAAUGAGCCUGAAGGACAGAAGAGAAUUAGUAUAUGAAGUUUCACAAUGGCCACAAGGUGCCUCUGAGAUUUUACAAUGUUGGACUCGCAGGGAUCUUCUUGAGCUUAUCUGUGCUGAGUUGGGCAAGGAGAGGAAAUACACUAAUGUUUCAAAAUCUAAAAUGAUAGCUUAUCUGUUGAAAUUAGUUUUACGAAAGAAUGGACAGCUAAAGAACGAUAAUGCAAAUGCUUCAAUUUUGGGACAGAAUAACGAAGAUGACACAGAGAAAGAAAAUGGGGAACAACCACAUCAUUUCAGUAGUAGCACAAAUUAUGAUUCAUCAAUGUGCAAAGAGGCCCAAGCUGGCAGCGUAGCGGUAUGCCAAAAUGUUGCAUGCCAGGCCAUUCUGAGGUCUGAAGAUGCAUAUUGCAAGCGUUGCUCUUGCUGCAUUUGCCAUAAAUAUGAUGAGAACAAAGAUCCUAGCUUAUGGUUGGUUUGCAGCUCUGAUACACCUUACUCUGGCUAUUCAUGUGGUACAUCAUGCCACCUAAAGUGUGCACUAAAGAAUAAAAAGGCUGGCAUUCUCAAGAAUGGGUGCAAGAAAUCAGAUGGUAGCUUCUAUUGUGUUUGGUGUGGGAAGAUGAACUGGCUAAUGAGGAGUUUGCGUAAGCAACUGGCAAUUGCAAGAGGAGCUAGAAGAGUUGAUGUGCUGUGUGAGCGUUUGUCAUUGAGUUGUAAAAUGGUGAAAGGGUCUGAGCGUUACAGCGAACUAGCAAACAUAAUCAACUCAGCUGUGAAAAUACUUGAGAAAGAAGUCGGUGGUGCAUUAGAUCAAGUGUCUGCAAUCACAGGACGAGGCAUCGUGAACCGGCUUUGUUGCUGUGCUGAUGUUCAAAAACUUUGUUCACGUGCAAUAGAAAUGGUAGAUUCCACAUUGACUAACACCUUGGACCUUGAAAUGGACAAUAAUCUGAAAGCGGGAGGUUCCCAGCCUCAAGUCUUUUUUGAGGAGAUCACUCCAUUUUCUGUGCUUGUUGUAUUGAAGUACCAGGAUAGUAUUGCUGAGGAGAUUGAUGGUUGCAAAGUUUGGCACCGAAGUGCAGACAUGGCAAACUAUCCAGCAGAGCCCACUUACCACGUUCUGAGACCAAAUACAAGGAGUCUUGUUUCAGGUCUAAGCCCUUCAACUGAAUAUUUCUUCAAGGUUUUGCCUUUUGGCUGCUCACAGGGAUAUGGCGACUGGGAGGGAAAAUGCUCUACACUGAGCCUUGACCAUGGCAGCAGCCAGUGCUCAACACAGAAUUCUGGGAGCAUGUGCAUCAAGGUGGAUUUGAUGCAGCAUCAGAAAAAUGAGUUGAAUUUGAAGAACAAGCAGCGGAGGGCCAUUCAAUAUGACUCGCCCUCGACAAACUCGAGCGAGAACAAUGUGUCUGUUGACCUGUAUCCUAAGCGAGCUAAGUUCGCAAGGUUGGAUGGUGCAAGUGACAAUGACGAAAGCCAGCUGCUGCCAACAUCAGAAGUUUUACCAUUUGUGAGCUCCAACUCCUCUCUUUCAGAAGUUCCAAGCAAACCUGAUUGGCUUAGCAGCACACCAGAUUCUGUCUGCAAGAACCAUGUCGAGAGGCAGUACGAGUACAGUGUGAAGGUCAUCAGAUGGCUGGAGCACGAAGGGCACAUGGACAAGGACUUCCGUGUGAAGUUCCUCACUUGGUUUAGCCUGAAGGCAUCGGCACAGGAGCGACGCAUUGUGAAUGCCUUCAUAGAUGCUCUGAUCAGCGAGCCGGCUAGCCUGGUAGCACAGCUGAUUGAUGCAUUCUUGGAAGUUGUCUGCAGCAAGGAGAAGCCUUCUCAACCGAAUGGUGGGUGCUGCAACCUUUGUCAUUAGAAAGUUCCUAUGCUACCCAGAGUCCUACGGGUGUUGAUAUUUUUGCCAAUAAUCAUCUGCAUCGAAAGCUGAGCAAUUCAAGCUAUGGCUCAUUGCUUCAUUUAGUUAAUUUAACACCACUUGCUGAUUGCUAGCUAGUCUGAAUUGUGGUAGUGGUGUUGGUUAUGUUAGGCGCAUGAACUAAGCUCUCAAGUUACUGACAAGUGAUUCCUGGAAUGCUAUAAAUGGAGGUAGCUUUAGAUGCUUCAAUUCUGGUUUUCUGAUCCAUAAUGAUUAUAUCAUUGUAUUUAUUAGCAAAUUUUAUGAAACCCAUCUUUUAUAGUUGAAGUUGCAUAAAACCUCAUGUUUUAUGACUCGGGACACAACCCCGGGUAAACCACAUCC